AUGUCCUCUUUGUAUCAUAAACUCUUUAGUUUUUCCGCCAAAAAAGAAACCGUUUCCACUUCUGAAACUUCCAACUAUUCCAUUGAGGCUGAUAACAAAAAUGAUGAAGCCAGAGGAGAUGCGUUCAAAUACAAAACGGUUGAAUAUAAAGAUGCUCGAUGGGCAACUCUUGAUGACUUGAAAUCAGUGAAUAGUGGAUGUUUUGUGAAUCUCCAAUCUUCAAACUUUGACUGUCAUGACCUGAAUGAAUUCCUGAAAUAUUGGGUAGACUGUGAUGAGGCAAUAUUGAAAAAAAUGGCAUUGAAGCUGAAGGAAGGUACAGUAAUCAAUGAGAUUGUUCUCACUGAUCAGUUGACUGUUCUACUAUACUAUGUAGACGGAUUGCCACAUUUCUUCUUAAAAAUGAAGAAAAUUUCAAACGAAAAACUAGUGGUCGGUCAUUUCGUAGUUAAGCAAGAUAAAACUGUCGAGUUUAAUGUGUGGCCAAGAGAUAAGUUUAGCGAAAUAUUCGAAAUGCUAGAAUUGCUAGAAAAAAUGAAAGAGUUGGAGAAGGAACUGUUGAGAAUAGACAGAGGAGAUCAACCAAAUAGUUCUGAAGAAAUUGGAGAAAGAAACAGGAAAAGCCAAGCGAUUACGGAGGAAGUGAGACAAUUGAUAAGACAGUUUGAAGAACUCAAUGAAUACGGUCUUAUAUUUCGUUAUGAUAUUUUCGCAUGA
Molecule: messenger RNA, 717 nt
Organism: Caenorhabditis remanei
Lineage: Eukaryota; Metazoa; Nematoda; Chromadorea; Rhabditida; Rhabditidae
Exons: 4
Coding region: 1-717 (238 amino acids)
Source: RefSeq, a predicted model, not a curated record